CUGGCUGCUGCUACUACUAAAACCCUAAUAACUAAUCCAACAGCUGAAAAGACGACGGAUAGUCGAUAUAUCACGUCUCAAAUUCUGCUACUCUCUAAAUGCAUCAUCACGCUCACAAUAACUCACUCAAGGUUUCACUUUGAUCAUCAUCAGCAUCAUCAUCCACCGACUCCGAUUCUCAAUUCAAUUUGAAUUCGGAUCUAUCCAUUUCGCAAAAUGGCGGAUUCUUCCGACUCUCUCAUUUCCAUCGCCGCCUCCGUCACCACUUCCUCCACCAAACGACGCUGCCGCAUCUUCCGCCAUGAACUUCCUUCUAUUCUUGAAAACAACACAGAAAUGUCUCCUGAGCUUGCCUCGUCGUUGGUGGAUGUAAUUUUUAAAACAUUUUCUGUAUAUGAUGAUCGUGGUUCGAGGGCAGCUGUAGAUGACAUGAUUGAAAAGGAUUUAGGUGAUGUUAUAUUUAUGAAAACUUUUGCGGCGGCUCUUGUUCAGGCCAUGGAAAAGCUUUCAAAGUUCCAAUCACAUGUGGGCUGCUACAGACUCCUCAAGUGGUCGUGUCUUCUCUUAACCAAGAGUCAAUUUGCCACCGUUUCUAAGAAUGCUUUGUGUAGAGUGGCUGCAGCACAGGCAUCCUUAAUUCAUAUUGUGAUGCAGAGAUCUUUUCGUGAACGAAGAGCAUGCAAGCAAGCGUUUUUUAAUUUAUUUUCUCAGGCACCAGACAUCUUCAAAAUUUAUACAGAGGAAUUAAAGGAUGCGCGAAUCCCAUACAAAGAUAGUCCUGAGUUAAUAUGGUUGUUGCUGGAGUUUUCUUAUACAUCACCUUCUCUGUUUGAAAAAUACAAGCCGGUAUUUCUUGAUAUAUAUGUUAAAGCAGUUCUAAGUGCCAAAGAAAAGCCGACAAAGGGUCUUAGUGAAUCUUUUCAACCACUUGUUAUGCAUAUGUCUCAUGAGGAUUUUCAGAGUAUUGUGGUUUCAUCUUCUGUAAAGAUGCUAAAACGCAACCCGGAAAUUGUGAUGGAAUCAGUUGGAAUCCUUCUGAAGUCUGUCAACCUUGAUUUAAGUAAGUAUGCAACCGAAAUCCUGUCAGUGGUAUUGUCUCAGGUUCGACAUGCAGAUGAAGGUAGAAGGGUUGGGGCAUUGGCUGUAGUAGGGUGCUUGAGCCAAAAGUCUAGCAAUCCAGAUGCUAUAGAAGCUAUGUUCAAUGCUAUUAAAGCGGUUAUUGGAGGCUCAGAAGGGAGACUUCAAUUUCCGUACCAACGGAUUGGCAUGAUCAAUGCACUUCAGGAAUUGUCUAAUGCUCCUGAAGGGAAAUAUCUCAACAGUCUGUCACAUACCAUUUGCAACUUCCUUUUAUCCUUUUACAAGACCGAAGGAAAUGAAGAGGUAAAGCUUGCAAUUUUGUCAGCCAUGGCUUCUUGGGCAGCACGAUCUGCUGCAAAUCUUCACCCGGAUCUAGUUCCUUUUAUUGCUUCUGGCCUCAAGGAGAAGGAAGCUUUAAGAAGGGGGCAUCUUCGAUGUCUACGAGUCAUAUGCAAAAAUAAUGAUGCUAUUUUGCUGAUAUCAUCAUUGCUGGGGCCACUCCUUCAACUUGUCAAAACUGGUUUUACUAAAGCAGUGCAGCGUUUGGAUGGUAUUUAUGCUUUGCUCAUAGUUGGGAAGAUUGCAGCUGCUGAUAUCAAAGCAGAGGAGACUUUAACAAGGGAAAAGAUCUGGUCUUUGAUAUCUCAAAAUGAACCCUCGCUUGUGCCUACUUCAAUGGCUUCAAAAUUGUCAGUUGAGGAUUGCAUGGCAUGUCUUGAUCUUCUUGAGUUGUUACUGGUGGAACAUUCACACAGAGUGUUGGAAACUUUCUCUGUGAAAUUACUAUUACAGCUAAUACUCCUUUUCAUAUGCCAUCCGAGUUGGGAUGUCCGAAAGAUGGCUCAUGAUGCUACCAGAAAGAUAGUUACUACAACUCCACAAUUAUCUGAAGCUCUUUUACUUGAAUUUUCAAAUUUUCUUUCAGUGGUUGGAGAGAAGAUUAUUAUUUCAAAAACAAGUGAUGCAGAUAAUUCAUUGGAUAUGCAAGUUCCAUUCCUUCCAUCUGUCGAGGUUUUGGUGAAGGCAUUACUGGUGAUAUCCUCGGUGGCUCUAGCUGCAGCUCCAAGUGUUUCGUCACUUGUUAUAUUCUGCUCUCAUCAUCCAUGCCUUGUUGGCACCGCAAAAAGAGAUGCAAUUUGGAAGGUGGAUGCAAAGAUGUCUGUUAUGUUUUUGAAUUUUAAAUUCCUGCCUUUUGGGGUUUGA
Pistacia vera is the source of this 2283-nucleotide messenger RNA. Its product is annotated as protein ILITYHIA-like. Gene Ontology annotation, biological process: regulation of translation; cellular response to amino acid starvation. Bases 217 to 2283 code for a protein of 688 amino acids. Gene Ontology annotation, cellular component: cytosol. The record is from RefSeq and is a predicted model, not a curated record. NCBI's taxonomy places the organism in Eukaryota, Viridiplantae, Streptophyta, Magnoliopsida, Sapindales, Anacardiaceae. The transcript has 13 exons. Gene Ontology annotation, molecular function: protein kinase regulator activity.